Mustela lutreola (European mink) is the source of this 3541-nucleotide messenger RNA. RefSeq names its product fat storage inducing transmembrane protein 2 (gene FITM2). The transcript is spliced from 2 exons. The record is from RefSeq and is a predicted model, not a curated record. Gene Ontology annotation, biological process: lipid storage; phospholipid biosynthetic process; lipid droplet organization. Gene Ontology annotation, cellular component: endoplasmic reticulum membrane. Bases 72 to 860 code for a protein of 262 amino acids. Lineage: Eukaryota; Metazoa; Chordata; Mammalia; Carnivora; Mustelidae.
UCUUCCGAGCGCAGUGCACGACGGUGGCCGAGAGGAAUCGGGGAGGCGGACGGUGGCCGACGAGGUCGGGCAUGGAGCGUCUGGAGUGCUGCGCGAGGCUCCUCCGGGGAACGCUGGUGCACGCGGCGGUGCGGCGCUACCUGCCCUGGGCGCUGGCGGCCGGCAUGCUGGCGGGCUCCCUCCUCAAGGAGCUCUCCCCGCUGCCCGAGACCUACCUCAGCAACAAGCGCAACGUCUUCAACGUGUAUUUUGUCAAACUGGCCUGGGCCUGGACCUUCUGUCUCCUCCUGCCUUUCAUUGCCCUCACCAACUACCACCUGACAGGCAAGGCCGGCCUGGUCCUGCGGCGGCUGAGUACCCUGCUGGUGGGCACGGCCAUCUGGUAUGUCUGCACAGCCCUCUUCUCUAACAUCGAACACUACACAGGCAGCUGCUACCAGUCGCCCUCCCUGGAGGGGGUCAGAAAGGAGCACCAGAAUAAGCAGCAGUGCCACGGGGGAGGAGGCUUUUGGCAUGGCUUUGACAUCUCAGGCCACUCCUUCCUGCUGACCUUCUGCGCCCUUAUGAUUGUGGAGGAGAUGGCCGUGCUGCACGAGGUGAAGACAGACCGGAGCCACUGCCUGCACACGGCCAUCACCAGCCUGGUGGUGGCCCUGGGCUGCCUGACCUUCAUCUGGGUGUGUAUGUUUCUGUGCACAGCCGUUUACUUCCACAACUUGAGCCAGAAGGUGUUCGGCACCCUGUUUGGUCUGCUGAGCUGGUAUGGGACCUAUGGAUUUUGGUAUCUGAAGGCUUUUUCCCCAGGACUACCUCCCCAGAGCUCUAGUUUCAAUUUGAAGCGAGACAGUUACAAGGAAUAAAAGAGAAACAAAAGGGGUGAUGGCAGGACAAUGGCUAAUGUAUUUUUUCAUUGUUUUUCUUAGCUAUUUAACUAAAUUAUUGACCGUACUUCAAAGAGGAAGCUUACCAGGAAGCUUUGGUGAGUGGUGGUGGAGUCUGGGGACUGAGUUUAAUCCCCACACUUCUUGUCACAAGCACCGCCAUUCCCAGUCGGGCACUUUUUGUCCCUGGCAAGGCUUGACCUUAAUCUGUAAUGUUCAUUUUGUCCCCGGAGGGCAGGGCUAAUGCUCAGUGAGAGUACAGAACUAGGAAAGCCUCUGUUGUGUGGCUGAAGGGAGGCCUGGGCCUCGGGACCCUUCUCUGCGGCCAUCAUUCUCUCCCUGAUCCUGGAGUCUGGUAUUGUUAAUGCUGUGGUUGAACAGUAUUACCCUCGGGUCAGUUUUGCAUAAGCGUUUAUUUCCAGCAGGGUUCUUUAUAAACCAGCCAAAUGCCUGAAAGACGCUCUCUGGUGGAGAUAUUUGCUUAUCCUCAGAAUGUUACAUAUUGCAACUGACUUGUGAUUAGCUACCAAAACAGUGACACUGGAGUGCCUCUCUGGCUGAGUGUUGCUGGAGUGCCUCUCUGGCUGAGUGUUGGAUAAUAUUUAUGUAAUGAACAUUGCUAGUUUUCUGUGUGUAUUGUCUAUUAUGUAUUGGUUUUUAGAGCAAUAAGGUUACCUUUUUUUCCUACAAUUUUGAGCAAAUGCUAUAUUGUUUUUAAUAACAACUAUGGCAUUUGUUUUUUGUUGACAAAACCCCCCAAAAUAACCCAGAACUUCAUUGCUGCCCUUUGGUACGUGUGUAGAUAGCUUUGAGGUUUGUUUGGGUUUUUUGAUUUUUAUUUUUUUUUAGAACACUGAUUUACUUUUUAUAAUCAAAACUCUUGGCUUAUAGUAUUAAAUUCCACCUCACUUCAGGGGUUGUUUUCUCUAUAAAGAAUAAAAUCCGAAAGCAGACGUUUUCAUGACAACUGAAUGAAUUUUAAGCUGAGUCAGAGUAAUUUUGCAAAAUACAUUCUUGGCACUGAAACUUUCCUGACCACGCAUCGGCGGUUAAUCUAAACAGCAUGUUAGUACAUCGAUCAGUCUGCUCUGGCCCAAGGGACUUUUACAUUUUGGAUGAGAUUUUGAUAAAUCAGAAGUGAAGGAAAAUGCUUCCAUUGCCUCUGAUGGCAAGAAGCCAACCCGUUUGCAAAAAUGUCCUUAUUAAAUAUCGGAGUGACUUUCGCCCCAUCCUCCUACUUGUACCAGCACCAGACCAACCCUGGGCCUGUUCAGCUGGCCUUGAAAUCCAUCUUUUCUUUCCCCAUUGCACACUGCCCGAUGUCUGACCUUGUCCUUCUGUGGCUUGUCACCUCCACCCACGAAGGUGCGGUUCCAGCUCUGUGACAGGACACCCUCCCACCCCCCAUGUCCCUGCAGGCUGCGUCCUGUACCUAGCCCCUUGCACUUUGUAUAAUCAUCCUGGAAGCUUCCUUGAUGUUCCUCCUCUCCCCCCAAGUUAAGCCUGAUAAUAGCAUUAACCGACAAGCACUACACUUGACUGCCUUAACUCAAGCUUAGAUUGUUAAGAGCUUGAGGCCCAGAAAAUCUUCAGGGUAAACUGUCUUUCCUAUAAAGUUGUAUUUAAAACCUGUAGCUGGUAUCCCAUCCGGCUGCAUGUUAAUUCGUAUCCAUGAAAAUGGGAGUUGUGACCCACUGUACCCAGAGGUGGCAGAAACACUGGCGCUGAGAUCCCAGAGGUGUCACCGGGCUGCUCUAGGAGCCUUGGCCAGAUGUCACAGGCCCUGUUAGAAAUUUUUUGCCCUUUGGAGUUUCCGUCUCUGAAUGGGGAGUGGAAGAGGCUGGUUGAAGGGGUUGGGUGGGCUCUCUCCUAAGUUUCGUGUUCAGCACCAAAAGGCAGCAGGCAUUAGGUGACUCCACAUGUUCAUUGGCCGCAUGUAAAUCUCCAGCUGUUUCUCUUUCGCGGUUGGAAUUCAGGCUCAGCAUUAAGUUAACUCUGUGCAAAGUGUCCAUGACUGACCCUCGUGUAUCGAGUGGUCGUUCACCACUUCCUGUUCGGUCUUAGCACCCUCGCCUUUCUCUUGGGGACAUGCCCUGUAUCCCCGAGUGAGAGUGCCUGGCGUAGCUGAGAGUGUGGGCUUCGGGAAACCCAAGAUGUGGGUUCCAGUGUUGGCACCGCCGCUUUGUGGCCACAUCUCGACCACGGAGGAGAUGAAACUAGGAGGAUUACGGGCAGGGAUGUAGGUAAAAUGCCCCGCACCUGUGCUCAGCAGAUGAUAAUCCCUUGUCUCCCUUUUUGCCCUGCAAGCCUUUAAACUUGUUGGCUCCUCGGGGAAGGCAGGGAAACAAGCAUCUACUUUUGAGUACCAUUUGGGGUCUGGGUCUCCCAUUGAAAUAGUCGUGCAUCAUCUUCUGGAAAGUGUCUGUUGUCUCCAGGUGCUGAACAGGAAGCUUUUAAGGGCAUCUGGGACCCCAGAACUCUGCCAUGCUUGCUUUGCCUCACUUGCUGAGGUUCAUUCACUGACGCCUCAUUUUCCACGUGCAUCUGUCGUCAUCUGAGCAGCAGAUUGUAUUUAGAGAAUGGCUUUUGCCACUGUUAUGCACACACAGAUCAUGUGUGUAAACAAGCAAAUUCAGUAAACUAGAGAUAAUGAAAUUCCA